Aplysia californica (California sea hare) is the source of this 2100-nucleotide messenger RNA. RefSeq names its product putative nuclease HARBI1. The record is from RefSeq and is a predicted model, not a curated record. NCBI's taxonomy places the organism in Eukaryota, Metazoa, Mollusca, Gastropoda, Aplysiida, Aplysiidae. The coding region runs from base 61 to 1557 and encodes 498 amino acids. The transcript has 3 exons.
GUUUUUAAUGUUUUCGAUAGCAGACGAAACGAAAAGUAGCCUAGGCCUAGUAAGAUUGACAUGGCUGCGCCAACAGAAGAACCGAAAACGUACAUUACUCUCAAGAGAAAACUUUCGCCUCAAAAGACUACAUUUUCUCAGAGUGCGUUUCCUGUGGAAACUGGUGAUGGUCAGAAACAGUCGUCCUUGUCGAGAUCAUCUGCAGAAUAUGAUACGGUAGUUACAGGAGGAAUGGGAAGUUCGCCCAAGAAACGACUGUUUGUAACGGUCGAUGCUGAUGGUAAUCAAGUCCAAGUGGAGGUUCCCCACAACACUUUACCAGAAGGUGUAAAUCCUGAUGACGCCAGUUCUUACAUAGUUCAUGCUGAAGACAUUAAUCUUGACUUGUCUUCUUAUUCCUAUUCAGUGGUAGUUGAUGGCAUUGUUGAAGAUGUGGAGUUGAAUGACUGUCAAUACCCUGAAGAGUCUGUGAAACUUGUGAAAGGAGACCUAAAACCUGUUGACAUAGACAGUGAAAGUGAUGAUCAUGAUGCUGAAGACAGCAAGGAAGAUUAUAUUCUUGCUGAGCCAGAGGAUGCAGACCCACUUUUCAAGUCGCACUACAGGAUGAGUCGCAUUGUUGCAUCUGAGCUGAUGGACAAAGUGGGAGCUCAUCCUAAGAUGAUUGGAAGGGUGCAGACUCUUGAGCAAAAGGUCUUAGCAUCUCUCUUUCUCCUUGGCAAUAAGACCAGCUACAUCGUAGCCUCGGACAAAUAUCAUAUGUCUAAGGGAUCGCUGUAUCUGACUCUUAAGAAUUUUUGCCAGGUUCUGACGGAGAUGAGAAGUGACUAUAUCAAAUGGCCAACUGAUCAAAUUGGACUUCGUAAAAUUGCUCUUGAAUUCGACCAAGAGACGGGGAUGCCAGGUGUUGUAGGAGCCGUUGACGGAAUACACUUUCCCAUCAAGCAAAAAUCUCGCCUAGGCCAUGCAUACAGAAACAGCCAGGGCUAUCUCAGUAUCCAUAUGCAGGCGGUAUGUGAUGCAAACUUUAUGUUCCUCGACGUCCACUGCGGCAAUCCAGGGUCUGUGGAUGACGAGACUGUGUACAGGUCGUGUGACCUGCGAGCCAAACUUUUGCACGACCCUCUCCCGGCCGAUCUCCACCUUGUGGGGGAUGCGGGAUACCCACUGGAGCCGUUCAUGCUCACUCCGUUCCCAGGUGAUGUCCGUCGCCUCACUCGACAGCAGAAGGAAUUCAACGACCGGCACACGAACGCUGUGCUGGCCGUGAAAAUUUCCCUACAGCUCCUCCAAGGUCGUUUUCAGCGCCUCAAGUUCCUGGACAUGGAGCGGGAGUCUGACAUUCCGGUGACCAUUGUGGCCUGCUGCGUUCUUCACUGCUUCCUGUUGCAGGAGGAGAACGAUGAGGAAGAAGAGGAGUUUCUAGAUUUGUCCGAAAUUGACCCGACUCCAGAUAUCAACAAAUCAGAGAAGGAGUUGAGAGCCUUGUGCAAUCAUUAUCAACCGGAGGCAGCUAGUAAAAGAGAUGUUCUAGCUAACCUUAUAACUCCUGUUUAGCAGAGAUAGGGCUGAGAGCUAUAUAUGAUAUACAAGUAAUCAAACCCCCUUUCUUCAAACUUACUUGAAGUAGUCUAUUAAACUAAAGUAAGCUGGCAUCAGGUAGUAAUUCUAUAUUGGAUCGUUUGAACUCUGACCAUCUGAACCCUAGAAAAUGCCUCAAACUUUGGAUUCUGCAGUCAAGACAUGUUUUAAAUCAAACUCUAAAAGAGAAAGACUCAUUUGUAAUAUAUAAUAUAAAAAAACAAAAGAGAAGGAAACUCUUAUUAAUUAUACUAAAAAUGAACGAUAAAUGCAGUUUUAUAAUGGGCAAACUCCUGCUCACUUUACCUGUUUUUCCAGUGUAUCAAACUAACUUUCUUUCGAAGAGAGGCAGUGGCUACAGUGUGCUCACUAGAGCUGGCUUUUUUCUAGCUUUGUAUAACCAGUUCCUGUACGUCAUGUCAGCUAAAACAUUAGUGUUUAUAAUACUGUCCCCGUCGUUUUAUGCAAGAAAAAUUCAGAAAUUAUGCAAACUGAGCCAAAAAAUGUGAAAUUAUGCGA